Messenger RNA from Oryzias melastigma (Indian medaka), 2503 nucleotides. Its product is annotated as protein tyrosine phosphatase receptor type R. NCBI's taxonomy places the organism in Eukaryota, Metazoa, Chordata, Actinopteri, Beloniformes, Adrianichthyidae. Gene Ontology annotation, molecular function: protein tyrosine phosphatase activity. The transcript is spliced from 14 exons. The record is from RefSeq and is a predicted model, not a curated record. Gene Ontology annotation, biological process: protein dephosphorylation. The coding region runs from base 146 to 1897 and encodes 583 amino acids.
UGCUCGCGCCUCCUCAUCCUCCUCCUGCACCUCCUCCUCCCCCCCUCACCAGGAGCGGACCUCCUCUCCAUGUAGGAGCGCGCGGAGCCGGCACGCGGCCGCUCGUCUGCUGCCCUUCCUGCAGGCGGUUCCGGUCGGAUCCACCAUGUUCCUGCCGCUGUGGCUCCUGUGGUCGCAGCUGCUGAGGCCAGGUUGGUCCACUGGUGAUCCGUUUCCUACCCAGCAUCCCGAGCGCAUCUCUCUGUACCCCCGCCAAGAUGCGGACACACUCUCAGAGCUCCGCCUCCACCGCCAUCACCACCGCCAUCACCAGCGGCAUUCGUCCAGGUUGGCCAAAGAGACGCCGGCCGGUCUGUCCGAGACUCACUUCCGUCAGGAACCCGACAGCCGGUGGAGCGGACACCUGCAUCACCUGGAGACGCCGGUGCAGGGCGCCGUGUCGGCCCGACACAUGGUUACCAUGAAGAAUGUCCUGCAGGCCGAGCAGAAGGAUCCGGUUUGGAGCAGAGACGGUCUGUACGCCGUCGUCCUCUUCUUCACCGUCUUCUUCAUCGUCGUCACCUGCUUGAUGGUUCUGUAUCGGACAAAAGAGAAGGUUUCUGAGAGGCAGCGUAAAGCUCCGCCCCCUGUGAUCCUCCAGAGCAAACCCGCCCCCCUGGACCCGGUUCUGAGGUCCAAGGGCACCAAGGGCGUCACAUCAGGCAGCAUGGUCCAGAUCGAUCCGCCUCCUCCUGUAGCCACACCCACUUUCCAGCAGCAGCAAAUCACAGCCUGCCGCCGCUUGGCUCCGCCUAUCGUCCCGCUGCCCAGCCCCGCCCACGUCAUAAACACAGACGACGCCCACCUGACCCAGGUGACCUCCAGUAACGAGCUGAAGCCGUGCCCCUCCCCCUUCAGGAUGAAAGCUGCCGCAGGUCUGCAGGAAAGACGAGGUUCAAACGUGUCCCUGGUGUUGGACAUGUCCGCUCUGGGAUCGGUGGAGCCCCUCAACGUCGCCGUGGUGACCCCCAGAGAGGCGGCGGCGCGCGAGUACCUGCUGUCGGCCGGGCGGCCAAUGACGCGGCAGCAGCUACGAGACGCGGUGAACGACACGCACUCGCUGCACGUGGAGUUCGCCGAAAUUCCGAUGAACUUCACCGACCCCAAGGAGCUGGACGUUCCCAACCACGGGACCAAGAACCGAUACAAGACCAUCCUGCCCAAUCCUCAUUCCAGAGUGAUUCUGAAGACCAAGACCUGCAACGACCUGCUGAGCUCCUACAUCAACGCCAACUUCAUCCGGGGUUACCUUGGCGACGGCAAAGCCUUCAUCGCCACGCAGGGCCCCAUGGUGAACACGGUGAACGAUUUCUGGCAGAUGGCGUGGCAGGAGGAGGCGCCGGUCAUCGUCAUGAUCACGAAACUGAAGGAGAAGAACGAGAAAUGCGUCCUGUACUGGCCGGAGAAGAGGGGAAUCUACGGGAAGGUGGAGGUGUUGGUGAACGCCGUCAGGGAGUGUGAACACUACACCGCCCGGAGCCUCACGCUGAAGUGUGGGAAUCAAACCCGCGUCCUGCAGCACUACUGGUACACGUCGUGGCCGGACCACAAGACGCCGGACUCGGCGCUGCCGCUGCUGCAGCUGAUGGCUGACGUGGAGGCGGACCGACGCGCAGCCGCCGCGGCGGGGCCGGUGAUCGUCCACUGCAGUGCCGGAAUUGGCCGAACGGGAUGUUUCAUCGCUACAACCAUAGGCUGCCGACAGCUGCAGGUGGAGGGGGUGGUGGACGUUCUGAGCAUCACCUGCCAGCUCCGAGCCGACAGGGGGGGGAUGAUCCAAACAGGUGAGCAGUACGAGUUCGUCCAUCACGCCUUAAGCCUGUUUGAGGCCCGCCUCUCUGCAGGGACCAGCCAAUGAGCAGCCGGGAAACUCUGCAGGUAUGACCGGAGCUUCGGGAGACCCCGGAUGUUCUCUCUGACUUUCAUGGACAACAGAAUGGACUGUUGUGGGCGGAGCCAGAUCAAAGGAAGGAGGAAAGGUAUAAAUCUGGGGCGUCUCCUGGAGAAGAUGGAGAUCUUUCCUCCCCUCGGUUGACUUUGGGAAGGUGUUUUUCCAAACAAACCAGACUCUUCUGUGGCGAUGCGUAGAGUUCUGAUGUUUUAGAGUUUAGUUCUGCUGUAACUCUGACGGCUGUUUUAAAGACGACUGUUAGCUGGAUCCUCAGCUGAUCCCCUUUGACCUCUACAGCCGGUUUAGUGUCCUACAGUCUUCAGGACUACUGGGUUUACACUCGGGGUUCAAACUUUGUUCCAGAUCUUCAUUCUUGUCAGAACAAUCCAGCUGAAGUUCAGAAGCUCUGAGUUCAGCACCAGUUCUGUGGUGUUGGAACAGUUUUAUUUCACUGAUAAAUGUUUGCCUUUUAAAUGUGGAGCGGGUUCUAGCAGACGGUUCUGUUGGACCGGGCCGUCCUGCAGCCAAUAAACCAAUAAAGUAAAAGCCGCCCCGCUCCGUGCUGGUUUGGUA